GUUGUCACUCAUUGACCUCAUUCAACGUAAUUUCGCUCAACGAGUUUUGUUUUCUGUACAAAUUUAUUGUGACUCCCGUGAAAGAUUUGAAACUGCCUUGUCAACAUGGAUAACGAAAUGAAGGAGAAGUUGGAGAAAGAUGUUGAUGACGGAAUCGAAAUACCCGAUGAGGAGAUGUUUACGCACACAAAUGAAUUCUUUGAGGCUACAUCGGAGAUAAUUGCUACGAUGCGUGAUGUAAUGGAUGAUUCGGACAGAGACGGUAUAGACGAACUGCUCGACCUGGAACGCGAACAUAUCGAAGAUGAGCCCAACACAAUUGACGAUGUUACGGAUCUGGGUGCAAAGUUUUUUAAACCAAUACCAAGAGAAGUGAUAGACGCUCGUAUCGCUCCGCUGCUCGCUAAUGCUCCUGAACCCACUAUCACAGAGGGGCACGUAGAAGAAGAAGAACACACUCGUUCGCCAGUCGACAAUGAUCCAAAUGAUCGCCGUCGAAGCGUAAAAGACGCAAUAACCGUGAACGGACAGCAUCUACAUAAUGAGAGUGAGAAUGAGCUUCGAGAAUCACGAGGUGUCCCGAUUCCAGUACUAGUUCCUCCUGGUGGUGAUGUUCCUGACGAAGACGUUCCAAGAGCAGCAGCAGAACCAGCAAUCUUAGAGCUUAAUGAUCCUACUGCAGCAAAUGCGGUCGGCCUCAAUGUUCACCAAUUAUUUUCAUCCAAAUGUCCAGAUUUCGAUGAGGUACUCGAAGCACAAAUUCUCAUUCGCGACGUUAUGAAUCACGUGCCCACUUCACGAUUGUACGAACGGGAGACAGAUGCCCGUUCAUGCAAAGCAUUUACGCUGUUCUGCUUUAUGUGGAGCCUCGAUGUGUUUGCUGUGAAUACGGAUGAGGAAGACGGACGUAUUACUGUAUCAAUGGCAUAGUUAUCUAUUAACAACAAUGUUUCGUGCUCGAAACGCAAUGAUUUUUGUAUUUGUUUCGGAAAUUUUUAAUAAAAUUUCCCGUUCCGCA
Messenger RNA from Bradysia coprophila, 1018 nucleotides. RefSeq lists its product as uncharacterized. NCBI's taxonomy places the organism in Eukaryota, Metazoa, Arthropoda, Insecta, Diptera, Sciaridae. The record is from RefSeq and is a predicted model, not a curated record.